This is a messenger RNA of Mangifera indica (mango), 1099 nucleotides long. Its product is annotated as ethylene-responsive transcription factor ERF104-like. Gene Ontology annotation, biological process: ethylene-activated signaling pathway; regulation of DNA-templated transcription. The transcript has a single exon. The coding region runs from base 105 to 905 and encodes 266 amino acids. Gene Ontology annotation, molecular function: DNA-binding transcription factor activity; DNA binding. NCBI's taxonomy places the organism in Eukaryota, Viridiplantae, Streptophyta, Magnoliopsida, Sapindales, Anacardiaceae. The record is from RefSeq and is a predicted model, not a curated record.
UAUAUACAAAUGACACACUCUCUAUUUCCACUCAAGCUUCUCCUCUUCAUUACUCUUCAUAGUCCUCACUUAAAAAUUUCCAAUUCAUUUAUUUCCUCUCUUAAAUGGAUUAUGAUCAGAACGAAGCUUUUACCUUAGAGUAUAUCAACCAGUUCCUCCUUAAUGAUUGCAGUGCUUCGAUGGAAUCCUUCACCACAAAUUUCAAUUGUUAUGCUUCAUCCACCAACCAAGGACCUCAACAAAAACAACUCGAACAAAUCAAUUCCCAGAAACAUACAACAACCCCUGUAAAAUCUUCAAGUACUUUAAGCCAGAGAAAACCAUCCAUACAAGUGAUGAUUCCUCCAGCAACAUGCUUUUCAUCGAGCUCCAACAAUUACACAGUUGCGAAAACGGAACCACAAACUGAAGCUGAGAAGGAAAAGCACUACAGAGGAGUAAGGAGGAGACCAUGGGGGAAAUAUGCAGCGGAAAUCCGUGACCCAAAUAGAAAAGGGAGUCGGGUCUGGUUGGGGACUUUUGAUACCGCAAUUGAAGCUGCAAAAGCUUAUGAUAACGCAGCGUUUCGGCUCCGUGGAAGCAAAGCGAUCUUGAAUUUUCCUCUCGAGAUUGGAAAUUCAAUUUCGAGUUCUGUGGAGUCUAAAUUACAAAUGAAUUGUGGGAAAAAGAGGAAGAGUGAAGAGACAAACAGUACUACGGACAGAAAGAUCAUUAAGAAGGAGGAAGAACACGAUGAAAGGGCAAAGGCGACGGAGACUAAAACCAGUGGCGAUCAUCCUUUGACGCCGUCAAGUUGGAAGGGGUUCUGGGAUGUUGGUAACGGGAUCGGGGUUUUCAGUGUGCCACCGUUAUCUCCUUUAUCUCCUCAUCCCACAAUCGGAUACUCUCAGCUUCCAGUUAUGUGAAAAAAGGUCUAACGACCGUUAAGAGGACGUUUAGUAAAUUUAGAAUGUUGGAGGGCUGAGGAUAAUAUAUGUAUAUAGUAAGCAGUAGAGAUUAGACUGCAAUACGCAACUAAUUAAGUUUAGUUGCGAUAUGUUUGGAUUGGAAUUAAUUCGUUUAUUUCUUAAUAUGAGUUUUUUUAAUUAUUUUUAUUUCA